Amorphotheca resinae ATCC 22711 is the source of this 1707-nucleotide messenger RNA. RefSeq lists its product as hypothetical. NCBI's taxonomy places the organism in Eukaryota, Fungi, Ascomycota, Leotiomycetes, Helotiales, Amorphothecaceae. The coding region runs from base 1 to 1707 and encodes 568 amino acids. The record is from RefSeq and is a predicted model, not a curated record. The transcript has a single exon.
AUGGUAAGACCAAACUCAUUCAUAGAAUGGGUAGCAGGCGCACCAAUUCCAAGACAAAGGCCUUCCCAACAUGCCAGAAGCCGGUCGAGGUCUCCACACAGACGUGUCAUUGUCCAUGUGGAAACGAGUGAUUCUGAGUGCGGACGCUCAGAGACUUCGUCUGGUAGCAGCCGGACUUCAACCCCGCCCAAGAAGGUCCGGUUCAAAGAGGAGAAGCGGAAGUCUUCACUAAAGAGUGGUGGUAAGGGAAGGGGUUCAAAUGGAACUAGCAGUGAGGAUUCUAUGCAUCACUCAUGCCCUAGAUGCAAUGGCCGUCUGAGUGAAUCCCACGGGAGAGACAAGCAGGCGAGAAAUCAGAACCAACCUAAUAGAACUCAGAAUCAGCACAAGCAAAACAACCAGGGAAGACAACAGAACCAAAACCAUAUCGCCCAAGGUAUUCGGCAAACUCAGAACAAUCGCCCCCAGAACAAUCGCCCCCAGAACCUGAGGAAUAAUCCGAGUAACAACAACUCGUCUUUAACGCAAACCAGACGUGGAUCUCGAGUACGCCUUUUGGAUCAAAACGGAAAUAUGGUAGCUCGAAUGAUACAACCCCGCAGAGCGACGGUCAUUCUCCGGGAGGAUGUGAUUGAGUGCCCUUCUGAUCCGCGCCCAAAUGCAUUCUUCGAUUUGCAAAGCGGUAUCCUACGAGUUUACCAUGGCACAGUGUACGGCAAUCCCUACACUACCCUCAUUCCAACUCCCGCAGAUCAGAUACCUAUCGGUACAUUCGCGCCUCAAGUUUCCCAGUUCGGUGGGCCGCCCUCAAUGCAAACCCCUAUGCCCCAAUAUCAGCAGCCAUCAUAUAGCUCGCCUAUAGGCAAUACUGGUUGGGUCGAUAUGUCAACUCAGCAAGGGGGUAGUAUGCCUGGUGGUUGGCCAAAUGGUGAAUAUACCAACAAUCAAGCUUCUGGAUCGGGAUGGAAUAAAAAUGUUUCAAACCAGACUUCUGGCUCUGGCUGGGUGGAUAACGACAAUAACCAGGCUUCGAACGGCAAUUACACUACUUCGGGCUGGGCUGACAAUAACAACCAGUCAAGCCAGACGAGUAACUUCGGUGGGGAUGGGAACACUGGCUGGGGAGACAACACCCAAAACUUCAAUGAUAAUAACCCCAACAAUAACAACUCGUAUAGCGGAGGAGGGGCAACGGGAGAUGCAUCAAACGAUAAUCAGCAGUCGCACAAUGUCUGGAAUAGCCCGAACAAUAACCAAUCUAACAACGACAAUCCAUGGGGAAAUGACUCGAAUAAUCAGCCUAAUACCAACAAUACCAACUGGGGGGGAAGCCAGCCGUCCAACAACAACCACCCCUCAAGCCCGGUUAAUAUCAACAAUGGAGGAAGUAAUGACAAUUCUUGGGGCCAACCUGCGAACCCAGCUCCAUGGGGUGAUAUGUCUGCCGCCCAGAGCACUCAAGCCGGGGGGAAUAACCCAGGUAGUUAUAAUACGAGCAAUUCCUGGGGUGGAGGGAAUGACAAUUCCAACAGCAAUAAUCAAACCUCCUGGGGUGGAGUUGCAAACGGUAAUUCGAGCCAUAAUUGGGUCAGUUCGAACGGUGGUAAUGGAGGCAAUCCUGUGUGGGGCACCGAGACGGCUAUGUCUGGGGGAAGCUGGGCCAAUGGUGGAAUAGGACCAGUUAAGGCAAAUCAGAGUGGGUGGUGA